Messenger RNA from Verticillium alfalfae VaMs.102, 1452 nucleotides. RefSeq lists its product with no specific name. The coding region runs from base 1 to 1452 and encodes 483 amino acids. The transcript has a single exon. Lineage: Eukaryota; Fungi; Ascomycota; Sordariomycetes; Glomerellales; Plectosphaerellaceae. The record is from RefSeq and is a predicted model, not a curated record.
AUGCCGGGCGCCCAGCUUUGCCCCUUUCAUCGGCCCGCGCCUAGCUGCUACUGCUCCUCAAGAGUUUGUCAGUGCAUUGAAAGGAUCCGUCUUGCAAGAGCAGGCCUGGGUGCCCGCUUUACAACUUGCACAGGCUGUGUGGCCUUGGCCAACGCCAACCAGCGUCACAGCCAGGUAUCAACGGGCAUUCAGGGGCUGGAGAGCAUGGGCUCCACCAGUCUUGAGCGGGCACUCUCCCGAUUCCGGAUGUUCUUGCAGUCAGACCUGCGUAGCACCAGAGGUUUAAUCCAUCCCAUUGUCGCGCGCCUUGUGCUGUUCGAUCGCAGGGCCGAGCGGAGUUUUGAUAUCUGGAUGAACUGGAUUUUUGACCACUUGGGCCUGGAGCCCAGCCAGAUCAGGAUGGAUGUCAACUCUGGCCAUCUCAUCGUCAACAACAGAGUUAUCGCCCCUCCUCCUGUUAGACUGACAAGUGCAGAAAUCGACCGUCUCGAGCACGAGCUGAAGGCCCGCAUCGGAGACGCUCGUUGUGAGGAACGCCGCGAGCAGCGGGACCGCCGUCCCGCGGUUGCUCCAGAGAGCUUCCCGUCACUUGAGAGGGCGGUCAAUGACCCUCCUUCAGCCACGCGUAGCUUGCCCAAUCCGUACUCAAGCCGUCAAGCGCCUGUUCAUAUUCGCGCCGAGUCAAGCAUGACAUCUUUCCAUCGAGGACCCAGGGGUAGGUAUGAGUUUGAAGACGACACUGACAAAUGUCCCCCUCUACGGGGAAGCGUUGGGGCAGCGGCGGGUGCUCGUCCGCCACCGAGACCGCAAGCGUUCCGCCGCUCGAAUCAGGUUGAACAUCAGGGGGUCCAGCUUGGUAGCUCCCUCAAUAGGUCUCAGGGCCGGCCGGCGCCAGUCAACCCAUCACGCACUGGGUCUGCAGCUCGAAGUCGGCCCCAGGCGUCGACUCGGGAGGACUUCAGUCCCUAUCGACCGGAAAACCGCGGUGCUACACCUGAGCCUGUGCCUGUGUCUGGCAAUGGCAAUGGCAGCGGCACGACAUAUGCCCAUGAACAUAGUGAGUCCGUCUCGGCUCGACCCCAGUCGCGCUUUCUCUCUGCAGAACGAUCCCAGCCAACAAGCGCACCGGGAUUUCUUCCAUAUCGUCCCGAGUACCGCGUUGUAACUCCUGAGCCCAGGAUGGGCCAUCCUGUGGGCACUACUUACCGUCUAGAGCAUGAGGAGUCACUCGAUCCCCGGCCCAUGUCGCAGUUCGGAGUGGGGUCGGGAGAUAACUUUAGGCCGCAGGCUUCGCACCGAGUUCGUGGAAGCGGCCGCGGCGAGAGGAGGCUGGUCUCCCCGCCGUUCCCGCGACGAAGCAAGUGUUCAAUCACGGGGUUGAAGGCCUUGAGUGGAUGCAUGGUAGGCACGGUGCCGACUGGAGACUGGAUGGUGGCGAGGUAUUUUCGUUAA